Messenger RNA from Spirodela intermedia, 1974 nucleotides. The record is from the annotation of a GenBank genome assembly. Lineage: Eukaryota; Viridiplantae; Streptophyta; Magnoliopsida; Alismatales; Araceae.
AUGGAGGAGCUACGGCGAAUCGGAGAAGUGCUGGGCUCCCUCAAAACCCUAAUGGCCUUCCAAGACGAUAUCGCCAUUAACAGGCGCCAGUGCUUCCUCCUGGCCGACGCCCUCAAUCUCACCUUCGAGGUGGUCUCAGAGGAAAUCCGGGAGAACCUGAGCUUCGACGAGAGGCUGACCAAAUGGGGAGCUCUGCAACACCCCCUGAGGGAGCUCCACAGGAUCUGCAUGGAGGCCGAGCACUACGUCCGCCAUUGCAUGGAGGGCAGAGACUGGUGGGCCAGCGUCAUCGUCUCCCUCGGCCACACCGCCGACUGCGCCGAGCUCCACCUCCACAACCUGCUCUCCUGCCUCCCGGUGGUCGUGGAGGCCGUGGAGGCCGCCGGCGAGAUCGCCGGCGGCGACCAGAAGGAGAUCCACCGGAGGAGGUUCAUCUUCUCCAAGAGGUACGAGAGGGAGUGGAUGGAGCCCUCCCUCUUCCAGCGCCAGUUCGGGCGGCGCCGCCUGGUUUCUCCGAGCUUCUGCGCAGCGAUGGCCGCCGCCGGGAGAGAAGAUCGGUGGGCCCUCCUCGAGGCCGUCGCUGCCAAGAGAGGCGGCGGCCGGCUGGCGGAGCUGGUAGAAGGGUCAAAGGAGAAGCUCUUCCCCAGCUCAAUCCUCGUGGCUGCCAAGGACUACCAGGUGAGGCGCAGGCUGGGGAGCGGCAGCCAUUACAAGGAGGUCCACUGGAUGGGGGAGAACUUCGCCGUAAGGCACUUCUUCGGCGACAUAGCACCGCUGGUGCCGGAGAUACUCAGCCUCUGCUCGCUGGCCCACCCCAACGUGAUACCCAUCCUCUGCGCCUUCUCCGACGAGGAGAGGAAGGAGUGCUUCCUCCUCAUGGAGCUCAUGCAGAAGAGCCUCUGCAGCCACAUCAAGGAGCUCUCCGGCCCGCGGCGGCGACGCCCGUUCGCCCUCCCGGCGGUCGUCGACGUCAUGCUGCAGAUCGCCAGAGGCAUGGAGUACCUCUACUCCAGGGGGAUUCCCCACGGGAAUCUGAGCCCCUCUGCCAUCCUCGUGAAGGGGAGCUCCGACGGCCACCUGCGGGUGAAGGUCGCCGGCGUGGGGCUCUCCUCGGUGAAGAACCCCAAAUCUGGCGGCGGCGGGGGCGACCGCUGCAUCUGGCUGGCCCCGGAGGUGCUGCUCGAGGAAGAAGAGCACGGAAGAAAGCUACCAGCGGGGGGCUCCGCGAGGUACACGGAGAAGGCCGACGUGUACAGCUUCGCCAUGAUAUGCUUCGAGCUCCUGACGGGGAAGGUGCCCUUCGAGGACGGCCACCUGCGGGGGGAGAAGAUGAGCAGGAACAUCAGGGCAGGAGAGAGGCCGCUCUUCCCCUUUCCCUCCCCGAAGCACCUCACCGGACUCACCAAGAAGUGCUGGCAGGCCGACUCGUCGCAGCGCCCGAGCUUCUCCGCCAUCUGCAGGGUCCUCCGCUGGGUCAAGCGUUCCCUCCUCCUCAACCCCGAAGCCGCGACGGCGACGGCGGCGGCGGCUGAUUACCUGGAGAUGGACGCCGCCCUGGCAAGGAGAUUUCCCGGGUGGGUCAAACCGGAGACGAUUCAGAUCCCGUUCCAGAUGUUCGCCUAUAAGGUCAUGGAGAGGGAGAAGGAGAGGAGCUCUGAGUCUGGCAGCGAAGGGGCGUCCGUCUGCGGGGACGAUAACCUGUCCGAGGAGCUCCUCUCUUCUACGCCGUCGUCUCUCCCACUCUGCUCCGAGCUCGGGAAGGCGGCGCCGGGGAAGGAGGAGGACCGAAGGGCCAGCAUGGGAUCAUCGUCGUCAUGGGCGGGGCAGAAGCUGAAGGCGAAAGCGGCAAGGCCGCCGCAGCUAGGGCCAUGCGCUGCCAUGCGGACCAACUCGGAGAACCAACUGCAGCCGAUCAUGGCGAGCCCGGGGCGGCGGCGGUCCUCCGGGCACGCCUCCGAUUCAGACAUAGCCUGA